Molecule: messenger RNA, 1473 nt
Organism: Austrofundulus limnaeus
Lineage: Eukaryota; Metazoa; Chordata; Actinopteri; Cyprinodontiformes; Rivulidae
Gene: f3a
Product: coagulation factor III, tissue factor a
Exons: 6
Coding region: 171-1025 (284 amino acids)
Biological process (GO): cytokine-mediated signaling pathway; blood coagulation
Cellular component (GO): plasma membrane
Molecular function (GO): protein binding; cytokine receptor activity
Source: RefSeq, a predicted model, not a curated record
CCGGACGCUCCUUUUAUGGUCAUCAAAGCUCUUUCUGUCGGAGAUUUAACSAGCGGCGGAGGACUGACUGGCUCACCGAGGUUCUCUUUACUUCAGUGGGAGUCCACAGACGGAGUGAYUGCCUUUUACCUGGACCCGUCCUGUACUGCUUAGGAACCGAACCUGACGGGAUGUUCCAGUCAGCGUGCCUGUUUGUAGUCCUGCUGCUGUCCCGCUGUGUGUCCGGCUUGUACCCGACAGCUUACAAUGUCUCCUGGAAGUCCACCAAUUUCAAAACUCAGCUGACCUGGGAGCCCAAGCCGUCAGCUGAGUACUCGUACACCGUGGAGUUCUCCCAGGUUGGAAAGAACAAAGAGAGGACCCACCACUGCACUCGUUUCAGCUCCCAGUCAUGUGACCUGACCGCCUGGCUGGCCGACCUGACYGCCUGCUACACGGCCGACGUCCUGUCUGAGCCGCCGCUGGGAGCCACGUCCGACCUCAUCGAGUUCCCCCACAGCAGCUCCCUGACCUUCUGUCCCUCCAGAGACACUGACAUCGGCAAACCAGACUUCAAGAUGAAGGUGGCCGAGAACCAAAAGACAAUCACCCUGAAUGUGACCGACCCGCUCACAGCGGUGUUUAAAGAUGGCCGCCAGCUGACCAUCAGGGAUGUGUUUGCUGAGCAGCUGCAGUACAGAGUCACCUACAGGAAAAACAAGAGCUCUGGGAAAAAAGUCUUGGACCACGAGGGCAGUGUGAUCGAGGUGACUGGUCUGGACCCAGGAGAGAGUUACUGCUUCAGURUUCAGGCGUACCUCCCCAGCCGAAAGGAGAAGCAGCUGGGGGAGAUGAGCCAAACCCAGUGCUCYGAAAACGACGAUUCGUCCAUCAUUGAAGAGUAUUCUCCCAGCGUCAUCGCCGGUGCUUUCCUCUUCGCGGUCAUGGUAACGGGUGUACUCAUCGCCGUCACAGUGAUCUGCUGCAAACGCAGGAGGAAGGCUCUGCAGGCUGGGAGGAAGCCCGUACCACAGCUCGGCGUUUAAAUGCUUCCUAUGGGAACACGCGGUCGCACUGAGUGUGACGCGGGAUUCUUUAGUUUCUGUGAAACUGUUACAAACAUUUUUGUUUUAAACUGCAGAUUGAAAAGCACUGACAUACUGUAAUAUUUGAUUUAAUAAUAGAUUUUUUUAUUCUUCUCUUCGCCUGCUGAAAGGUACGAUAGAUUUUGGUGUAACUUUUUUUAUUUGAAUGAUGACUGURGGCUAAUUUUGGGGAAUUCUGGUUAAAGUUAUAUUUUAUGCUAAAUGACAGAUAUAUAUAUUUUGUAUAUGAUGUUUAAUUUAUUUCUUCUAAAUAAAAUGAUCUUAAUCCUACUUGAACGUAUUACCAUUUGUAAUUUUUUUGUUUGCUGUAGAUAGUUUUAUAUUAAUUUCAUGUUUUAAAGAUAUUUCACGUUUUAUUGCAAAUAUUAAAAUCGAUUUGAUGAUGAAA